UGUUUCCCCUUGCUUUCAGGGACAGACUCCGCGGAAUGGGGUCUUAGAAAAGCUAAACUUGUCGUGGCUGUUGCCAUAAUAAAGAGUAAACCUCCCGGGAUAAGUGGUCGGAAGCAUGCGGAACAUUUGGCCAACAAGCUGAAUAGCCAGACUGAGGCCUGGAAGACCAAAGCUCAGAGGCUGCAGGAGGAAGUGCUCAGAAUGCGUCAAAAGCUCCUUCUCACCCAGAUGCUCUCAAAGCCAAAGAACACCAGUGGAACAGAAGCUGGUGGAGAUGGCUUCAUGGACCUGCUCUCUCAGGACUUCAUGGGGCCGGGCUUGGUGAAAGAUCCGCUCAACUCAGACAUGGACUCCGGCUGUGGGAUGGAGAACAACACAGAGACACUUCUGCCCACUCAAGACUCUGCAGAACCCAGUGCCCAGCCCGCCUUCCCACCUGUCACCACCACACCCCCCCAGAUCCCAUUCUCCAGCCUGUGUGAGGCAGACCCUCGUGGGAAGGCCAUGCUGCUCCACAUGCAGUUUCUCCAGAGCCUGUGUGGGCUGAACAGGGUGGAGUGGGAGGCAAUGGGUGCGGAGGCUGGAGGGUUUAGCCUGGACAGGAACAAGGACAGGUCCGUGGUUGCAGACUCGGUGUGCCAGUUGCUGUCCUGUGUGGUGUCUGCUAGUAGGGAUGACAGACCCCUGCCCCCACGCUCACUGCUCCUGCAGGCGUCCCGGGUGACGGCCCAGGCAGUGGAUCACUGGCUCUCCCACAGACAGCCCUCCCAGCUAUUUGUGACAGGCAUGGAAGAUUCCCUGAAAGAGCUCACUGAUGUUCUAUUACACAACGGCCAGCUCAACAGGUUCCAGGUUCAGGAGAGGCUGACGGAGUGUUUGAUCCUGCUGGGAGGGAGCAACUUGCUUAGGUCCCUGCUCAUCCGUCAUGUGCUGUCUGAGAUCAACCGGCUGGCAGAACACCUCUGGAUCACCUGCCAGGGGGAAAGCAGCGAGGGGCCCGGCCAGUUUGACAUAUCCCUGUAUGAGAACUCCUUCUAUCUGUUCUGGCUCCUGGAGCAGCUCCUUCAGGUCGGACAAGGACCUCCAGGGGCCACAGGGGGAACUGGGCACCACUGGAGCCCAGAGCAGAGGGCCCUUCUGGGCCGGCUGGAGCAUAGCGUCUUGCUCCUGUCCGAUGAUUUCCCUCUGUACUCCCUCUACAUGUGGCGGAUAGGGGCUCUCCUCGCCCCCUCCGACAUCAACAACACCCAGACCUGAGACUGGCGUUCCAGGAACGAACGCGGCACCGCCACACACGUGUAAUUCCACCUCCAGAUCUUUCUACUUCAAAGGGCUGCAGAAGUUGGUGCAGUUAGUCAAGGAGGAUUUGACUAACUUAGCAGGAAUCAAAAGACAGGACUUGACAGGACUGGAGAAUGAGGUGGUGGCUCCAUUUGAUAU
Messenger RNA from Oncorhynchus masou masou (cherry salmon), 1440 nucleotides. It is a transcript of the gene mei4, whose product is annotated as meiosis-specific, MEI4 homolog (S. cerevisiae). The record is from RefSeq and is a predicted model, not a curated record. NCBI's taxonomy places the organism in Eukaryota, Metazoa, Chordata, Actinopteri, Salmoniformes, Salmonidae. The transcript has 4 exons. The annotation marks the transcript as partial. Gene Ontology annotation, biological process: oogenesis; homologous chromosome pairing at meiosis; spermatogenesis. Gene Ontology annotation, cellular component: lateral element.